This is a messenger RNA of Colletotrichum truncatum, 1866 nucleotides long. RefSeq names its product tRNA pseudouridine synthase A. The record is from RefSeq and is a predicted model, not a curated record. Lineage: Eukaryota; Fungi; Ascomycota; Sordariomycetes; Glomerellales; Glomerellaceae. Gene Ontology annotation, molecular function: pseudouridine synthase activity; RNA binding. Gene Ontology annotation, biological process: mRNA pseudouridine synthesis; tRNA pseudouridine synthesis. Gene Ontology annotation, cellular component: cytoplasm; nucleus.
AUGAGAAAAAGCGGCGGGCUUAUGAGGCUCUUACAUGGACUAUUCCGGGGCUCACGUCUGCACCGCCCGCUAAGCCCGAAUCUGCACUUAUCCAGACAUACAGAAAGACAGUUACACGGCUGUCGAAAGAUUUUACCCGCCCACACCCAAAAACAGCACCACAAUCUCGGGACUCAUCUCAUAACUCAUCUGCCUGCAACAUCUCGGCAUCUGAGCAUCUCCCACUUUGCAAAAAUGGCCGACGUGGCCGGGAAGUACGAUACAUGGGAGAAGGACCGUCUCAUCGCGCGCAUCAGACAGCUUGAACAUGAACUGAACAAGCAGCAGCGGGAUGCUGCCGCCGCCGCGGCGACCUCCGGGCCCGAGGCCGGUAAGGCGGAUGGAGGGGCACCCGCCCCGCCACCGGCGAAGAAGCGGAAGAAGAACAAGCAGAUCGACCCCUCGCGGUACUCCACGCGCUUCAUCGCCCUGAAGCUGGCGUACCUGGGAAAGCGGUACGGCGGGUUCGAGUACGCCACCUCGGCGGCUCUGCCUACCAUUGAGGGCGAGCUGUGGAACGCACUUACCAAAGCGUGCCUCAUCUUCCCCGAGGAUCCGGAGGUCGUCAACUUCGACUGCUGUGAGUACUCCAAGUGCGGCCGUACGGACCGCGGUGUCAGUGCUUUCGGGCAGGUUAUCGGGUUGAGGGUGCGCAGCAACAAGCCGCUCCCCAAACCGGAGCCUGUGCCCGCGGCGGAGGGAGAUGUAGAUACCCCGAUGGAGGGAACAGCCGAGCAGGCUGAGGCGCAGGAAGAGGACGAGAAGAAGAAGAAGAGCAAAAAGCAAAAGCCCGAGGUGGAAUGGUCAGACGCAAGGGAGAUCGACUACAUCAAGACCCUCAACCGUCUGCUGCCGGAUGACAUCCGCAUACUGGCGUGGUGCCCGUCCCCGCCGCCGGACUUCUCGGCGCGGUUCUCCUGCGAAGAGAGGCAGUACCGCUACUUCUUCACGCAGCCUGCCUUCGCGCCGACGACAGGUGUAUCUGCGGACGGCCUGAAGGAAGGGUACCUCGACAUCGAGGCGAUGAACGAGGCGGCACAGCGGUUCGUGGGGAACCACGACUUCCGGAACUUCUGCAAAGUAGACGGCAGCAAGCAAAUCACCAACUUUGAACGGCGCAUGUUCGAGGCCGGCGUGGAGGAGGUAAAGGACGUGGGAUCGGCACUGCCGUACCUCGGCGUCAGCGCGGCAGACGGCGGCAAGCUGCCGAAGGUGUACUCCUUCAACAUCCGCGGGACGGCGUUCCUGUGGCACCAGAUCCGGCAUAUCGUGUCGAUCUUGUUCCUCGUGGGCCAGCGCCUCGAGAAGCCCGAGAUCGUGACGGAGCUGCUCGACAUCGAAAAGUCGCCGCGCAAACCCAACUACGACCUCGCGCACGAGACGCCCCUGGUCCUCUGGAACUGCGUGUUCCCCGGUGACCCAGAGAGCCGGACGCAACAAGGCGCGGAGAACGCGCUGAAGUGGGUGCACGGCGAGGCUGACAUCGUCGAAAAUCUGUGGACGUAUUACCGCGACAAGAAGAUGGACGAGCUGCUGGCUAACCGGCUGCUCGAUUUGGUGUCCGGGCAGGUGCAGGGAACUGAGGGCAAGGCCAAAGGGACGAGGGUGUUUGGCGGCGGUCACCUGGGCAAGUUGGCCGGGGAGUAUGUGUCCAUCAAGAGGAAGCAGUUGACGCCGACGCCGCAGGAGAUCAAUGACCGGUGGGCGCAGAGGAAGGGGUUCAAGAACUCUGACGAGAUGAGGGAGUCGAAGAACUGGAGGAAGGCGAUCAAAGAUGCGAAGGACGCUAAGAAGGCGGCUUCCGUCAACGGUGACGCCGAUGAAUAG